Messenger RNA from Balaenoptera acutorostrata (minke whale), 3145 nucleotides. It is a transcript of the gene MLPH, whose product is annotated as melanophilin. The transcript has 16 exons. Gene Ontology annotation, molecular function: actin binding; small GTPase binding; myosin binding. Lineage: Eukaryota; Metazoa; Chordata; Mammalia; Artiodactyla; Balaenopteridae. Gene Ontology annotation, cellular component: cortical actin cytoskeleton. Gene Ontology annotation, biological process: intracellular protein transport. The record is from RefSeq and is a predicted model, not a curated record. The coding region runs from base 807 to 2585 and encodes 592 amino acids.
CUCCGCCGCGAACCGCGGCUGUGACUUGCGGGACUUUUUUGGCGCGCAAGGUCUCGGUGCCCUCCCCGUGGCGGGGCUACUGGCGUUUGAGCUUCCGGGUCCAGCCGCGUCUAGGCAGGGGGGAAAAACGUGGAGGGGCGCGCGUCUGCCGCAGGAAACACGGGGUCCAGAGUCCCACUUACCAGUAAGGCGUUCCCACGAGUUAGUCUGUGGCUUUGGGGAAGGCGCUUUCCUGGGCCUCAGUUUCCCCAUCUGUAAAACCGGAGUCAAUCGCGCAGAGUUGGGAUGGGAAUUAAACGAGGUACCGCGCGCUCCGAGGGCGAGAAAGGCCAGCGGCUCCCUUCGCGCCGAGGGCAGGACGGCGGCGGCCGCAUCACCGCGCAGUCUCCCGACUCGCCAGGUGUGGGCUCAGCCCGCCCCUCCCUGCCUUCCUCCCCGAAGUAGGCUGGGGGCGAGGAGCGGUGGGCUCUGCCCGGCACUGGCGCCUCCCGCGCGGGCGCCCCGGGUGUCCGCCCCGCGCUCCGCCGGCACCCCGAGGUGCCCGGCGCUCCCGGAGCUGGGCGGGGCGGGGCGCGGCGCGGUCCUCGUGACCCGGCGGGCGCCUCCGGGACCUCGCCCCUCCCUCCGCUGCGCGCCCUGCGCUCUGCCUGGCCCGUGUCUGCCCUCCUGGCCUCAACGCGCCGCGACCCGACGCCCGGCCGGUCGCCUCGCUCUCCCGAGCAGGACCGCAGAGAGCAACCCCGGGGUCCGGGCCAGGCCGACACGCCCGCGGAAAGGAGUCGGUGUGACCCUGACGAGAAGCAGAGAUGGGGAAAAAACUGGAUCUUUCCACGCUCACGGAUGAAGAGGCCAAGCACGUCUGGGAAGUAGUUCAACGGGACUUUGACCUUCGAAGGAAAGAAGAGGAGAGACUAGAGGGUUUGAAAGGCAAGAUUAAGCAGGAAAACUCCAAGAGGGAGCUGCUUCCGGACACGGCCCACCUGAGCAACACCCACUGCGCCCGCUGCCUGCUGCCCUACCGGCUCCUCGAGACGCCCAAGAGGCAAUGCCUGGACUGCGGCCUCUUCACCUGCAAAGGCUGCGGCCACACCCCGGAGGAGCAGGGCUGGCUCUGCGACCCCUGCCACCUGGCCAGGCAGGUGAAGAGGGGCUCCCUGGAGUGGUACUACGGGCACGUGAGAGCCCGCUUCAAGCGCUUCGGGGGUGCCCAGGUAGUCCGGUCCCUCUGCGGGCGGCUGCAGGGAGCAGGUUUACCUGACCAAGUGCAGAGCUCACCUGACGUCAACAGUGGGCCUGAGCCAGGCCCCGGGGGGAAAAGUGGAGACAGUGAGAAGACGGAUGAAGACAGAGAACAGGACACAGUGGCCCAGGCCCAGCCCGCUGGAAGCAAAAAGAAGCGCGUCCUCCCCGUUCACGGCCUGGACUUCGAGGCAGACUCUGACGACUCCACUCCGUCCUGCGGGCCCCCCCCAAGCCUGUCCUUGGUCUCAGGGGCCGCGGACAACCUGCAGGCCCCGUGUGCUCAGGCCCUCACAGAUGAGCCCUGCACAGAGGAGACCACCUCCCAGGAGCCCGUGGUCCUGGACGAGGCUGAUGCCAGGGCCUCUGGGUGCCACCCCUGUCCAGAAGGGCAGAUGGCCAGCCUCUCGCCUGCCGGACCAGACGCCCUCGCUGAGCUCUGCCUGCCGGGAGAGUCUUGCACGACGGCCCCGGGGACCACCGCGACACCUGGAAUACAUGUCCUCGGGAAUGAGCAGCUCCCAUCCCACUAUCUGGCCGACGUGGACACCUCGGAUGAAGAAAGCAUCUGGGCUCAGAGGGUGGCAUCUCACCAUCCCAGACGGAGAGGCCAGACCUUGUCUGAGAACCAGUGUCCCGCUGGCAGCAAGCCCACAGACGCCGACGUGGAAGAGGUGGCCCUAAGGAGAAGACUGGAGGACUUGAUCAGCCACGUCAGUGACCAGCGGGCCUCAUCCGAGGAGGAGGGCGAGGGUGACGGGGCGGAGCCGGGCGGCAGCACCCCCGUCGAGCACCUCCCCGGGGCCGCCCAGGAGGUGUGCACGGCUGCAGGCCAAAUGCCCAGCCGGGAGAAGGGGCCCCGGGGCCCCCAGGACCCCGUGCAGCCCAGCAGGACUACAGACAAGGAGCUGUCGCAGCUGGAGGACAGAGUGGCCGCCACGGCCUCUGAGGUGCAGCGGACAGAGAACGAGGUUUCAGAUAUCGAGUCCAGGAUCGCAGCCUUGCAGGCUGCAGGGCUCACUGUGAGGACCUCGGCAAAGCCCCGGAGGAAAUCCAACCUCCCGGUAUUUCUUCCCCGGCUUGUUGGGAAGUUUGGCCAGAGUCCUAAGGAUCCGAAUGCAGACCCUUCGGAUGAGGUCAAGGUUGUGGCUGUACCCUAUCUUGUGAGGGGAAAGCUCGGUAAUUACCCCAAAAGUCAAGACAGAGAUGAUGACUCCUUCGAUCGGAAAUCCGUGUCCCGCGGAUCCCUGACACAGAGAAACCCCAACGGCAGGAAGGGAACCGCCAACCACAGCUUUGCGAAACCCGUGAUGACACACCAGGCCUUAAAGGAGAGGUUCGUCUGAACGGGACAGAGCAGCAGAGUGGUGCUGGGCCUUCCUGCCCUCCGCCUCGGCCUUCGUGUCCCUCCACCUGCCCCGCGUUUUCCAGCGCAUGCCAUCCAGUGGGGGAACGAGAAGAAACCCCGUCCGUGAGCUGAUAGCGGUGCUCAGACCGGCAGCUCUUCACCCACGUUCUUUGAUGACCUCCAAGGCCGCCCCUGCCCACCUGCUCUGAUCCGUGAGAAACAUCUAAGCUGAUACGUCUUUCCUUUAGGGCAAUGUGGCUUAAGCUUUUUGAAGGACACAAAGAAGCUCUUGGGGGCUUCCCUGGUGGCGCAGUGGUUGAGAAUCUGCCUGCCAAUGCAGGGGACACGGGUUCGAGCCCUGGUCUGGGAAGAUCCCACAUGCCACGGAGCAACUGGGCCCGUGAGCCACAACUACUGAGCCUGCGCGUCUGGAGCCUGUGCUCCGCAACAAGAGAGGCCGUGAUAGUGAGAGGCCCGCGCACCAUGAUGAAGAGUGGCCCCCGCUUGCCACAACUAGAGAACGCCCUCGCACAGAAACGAAGACCCAACACAGCCAAA